Jaculus jaculus (lesser Egyptian jerboa) is the source of this 3836-nucleotide messenger RNA. RefSeq names its product cyclin dependent kinase 15 (gene Cdk15). Gene Ontology annotation, biological process: protein phosphorylation. The record is from RefSeq and is a predicted model, not a curated record. Bases 140 to 1294 code for a protein of 384 amino acids. Gene Ontology annotation, molecular function: cyclin-dependent protein serine/threonine kinase activity; cyclin binding; ATP binding. The transcript has 14 exons. Gene Ontology annotation, cellular component: cytosol; cytoplasm; nucleus. Lineage: Eukaryota; Metazoa; Chordata; Mammalia; Rodentia; Dipodidae.
UUUGCAUCCCCGCGAGCAUCUUGCAUCCCCGCGAGCAUCUUUCUUUAUCCGCAAGCUGGGGAGUUCAGACAGACGCUCCCUUUUGUCGCGGGGGUCUGAUUCUUCUGCGCUAACAGACCUAGAAGAAGCCUCGUGUUCCAUGACUUCAUUUCACCCCAAGGGACUCCAGGCUGACGGUGCCCGGAAGUUCAAGAGUAAAAGGCCCCGGAGUAACAGCGGCUCUUUUCAGGAAGAGGAUCAGAGGCCGGGGUUCCCUUGGAGGAAGAGCCUCCCUUUUGGGGCAGCCUCAUCCUACUUGAACUUGGAGAAGCUGGGUGAAGGUUCCUAUGCCACAGUUUACAAGGGGAUUAGCAGGAUAAACGGACAACUCGUGGCUCUGAAAGUCAUCAGUAUGAACACAGAGGAAGGAGCCCCGUUCACAGCCAUCCGGGAAGCUUCUCUCCUAAAGGUUUUGAAGCACGCCAAUAUUGUCCUUCUACACGACAUAGUUCACACCAAAGAGACACUGAUGUUUGUUUUUGAAUACAUGCACACAGACCUGGCCCAGUACAUGUCUCAGCACCCCGGCGGCCUCCAUCCUCACAAUGUCAGGCUUUUCAUGUUUCAACUCUUGCGGGGCCUGGCGUACAUCCACCACCAACACGUUCUUCACAGGGACCUGAAACCUCAGAACCUGCUCAUCAGUCACCUGGGAGAGCUCAAACUGGCUGAUUUCGGUCUUGCUCGAGCCAAAUCCAUUCCCAGCCAGACAUACUCUUCGGAAGUCGUGACUCUCUGGUACCGGCCUCCUGACGCUUUGCUUGGAGCCACUGAAUACUCAUCUGAACUGGAUAUAUGGGGUGCAGGCUGCAUCUUUAUUGAAAUGCUCCAGGGCCAGCCUUUGUUUCCUGGGGUCUCCAGCAUCCUUGAACAGCUGGAGAAGAUCUGGGAGGUGUUGGGAGUCCCUACAGAGGACACGUGGCCUGGAGUCUCCAAGCUCCCUAACUACAACCCAGAAUGGUUCCUGUUUUCUAAGCCUCAAAGCCUCGGGAUUGUCUGGAACAGGCUGGAUGGGGUUCCUGAAGCCGAAGACCUGGCCUCCCAGAUGCUAAAAGGCUUCCCUAAAGAUCGGGUCUCUGCUCAGGAAGCUCUCGUUCAUGCCUAUUUCAGUGCCCUACCCUCUGAGCUAUACCAGCUUCCUGAUGAAGAGUCUUUGUUUACAGUUUCAGGAGUGAGCCUGGAGCCAGAAAUGUGUGACCUUUUGGCCUCCUACAGGAAGGGUCACCACCCAGCCAGGUUUAACAAAUGCUGGUGAAAAGAAAGAGUGGAGUCACCAAGAUCGUUACAGGGCACUACCUGAGCUGUUUCAGUUUCCAUUUGCUGCCGUUUACGAAGACGCUUCAAGUCGAAUUCCAGUCCAGAUCAGAAAUUUCAUCCUCUUGCCUGUGACCCGGAGCAUUUUAAGUAUGGUCUUCAAGACAGCAGCACCUAAUUCUGAAAGAGAAAGCAACGGAAGGUGUUUGCUAGAGUGUCAUUGCCCAAAACAUUAGCCGUCGACUAAGAGAGUCUGAGAAGAGAACUUCUACACCCUUUCAGCCAUUUCCCUGGGCCUUUUCCCAGCAGGACAGAGUAGGAGACUCGCAACUGGAAGGAUUCAGCCAGAGGUGGUGCUUGCUCAGGCCUGUUAGGCUUGUGUGCACUUAUAACUUCCCCCAGCCAACAGCCUUCUGUGGAAGAGAGGAUUAGUGUAGUUUCGAGAAGUCGGCAGGGAAAAUGGUCUCUUGGAUAAAGUUGUCACCAGAAGGACUUGCUGAGGACUACUUGGAAUGACUUCCGGGUGGCGGGUGGGGGGGUACUCUUUCUUCUCUCCCCAGAUCAUCAGCAUGCAUUUCCGCCUCACCCCAGCCAGACUGUCAGGGUCUGGAUUGAGCUGCUACAUAGAAUUGGAUUUCAGUUCCCCCUACUAAAUCCUAAUUGCCUGUGGUGAUGGCAAAAAGCAAUGAGGAACCUAAGCCCUCAUUUGAUAAUGGAGAUAGGAGAGCUCCAGAAGAUGUAACUGGAGCCCUGUGGCACCAUCAGGGGCACAUGGACACGGCCGCACGACCCCGGAGUAGACCUGUGCCCACUGACACAUGCAGCACCCUUUUCCAAUCACCCCUUCUGAAAGAAGCCAGGGAGACUCAGAUUACUUCACCUAGGGAUCAUCUCAGGAAAUGCAGUAGCCUGGAAACCAGAAACCACCCUACGCCCUUUAGAAAGACAAAGAGGAACCAGUCAAGAGAGAAUCAGAAACGGUAACUGUCUAGCCAGUGUCUGGGAUGAAAGGAGCAAUGCAUCCAGAUUGUCCAGAGAAACCUGCCUUUGUCCAUGUAAGUCAGGCAGUGGACGUAGCCUGCGCACGUGUGUCUGAAAGAUGAGGCAGUGUGUGCUGGAUAAGGGGGCUGGCAGGCGCUGUGCCCCCGAGAACAGUUCUCAUGCAACCUGGAGAGACACUAGCAGGAGUGGGGCGCAGGACCCACGUGCGAGUUUUGUUCUGGUCAACUGUUCUUCUUAAUUACCUGGAUAAAGUGAGAGAAGGUAUCCACCUUGUUCCUACACCUCACUGAAGUGAGCGCUAUUACUAAUGUAUGCGUGCCCCGUGCAAAAGGUGAAGCCGAGGCUUGGAAAAGUUAAAUGCCUCCUCCACGUUCAUAUGCCAGAGUUUGGGUCUGGCUGUGUGAGCUUUGCAGAAACCACAUCCCUAUCAGAUCUGUAUAUUGUACAAGUGUUAAAGAGGCUGCUGAGCUGCCGCAUGGGAUCGUGACUCAAAGGAUUUGGACCUGGCUAGAAGUUAAUGAGCACCAAGCCCAAGGAAUACUCAGUCCUAUCCAAGUCUAUCCAAUUCAAAUACUAACAUGUUGGGCUUAAAGUGCUUACAACUUCAGUAAGCUUAUGACCUAGUGGAAAUUGGUACUUUUAAGUACAAUGUGAAUUAAGACUAUAACCUGGCUACACCCAACAGAUAAUGCUGAUCUUUUCAGGCUGCAAAAGUAAAGGCCUAAAAUGAUGCCCCAAAGAAGGGAAAUAGCUUACUCUCUACCCAUCAGACCACAUUUAAAUUAUUAGCCUGAAUUCCACAUAUCACACUUUAAAAGAAGUAUCAUUGAAAUAAAUAUUUAUUGUGCACCUAUUAGUUUGAAGGUGCGACCUUGUAUAAUUGUUUUAACAAUGCUUAGAUAUAGGGGCGUCUUGUUGCCAUUGCACAGAGAAAUACACCAAGCACCAGAUACAAAUACUCACUCUUUGUAGUUUCUGUCCUCUAGCGCCCGCCUGCGUGUUCCUUAGCAUCCCUCCAGCUCCCCUGUGUUCUCCCAGGAGGGCCACCAGGAAAAGCCAGGCGUGUGGGCCAAGCCACAUGGAGGAACAGCUGCAGAAAGAGAAAACCCAGGGUCCAGAGAAGCUCCUUCUAGAAGGAGGGCUGUCACAUACGGAGAGGUUGGCCCUGCGCUGCAGUUAGGACAGACUGAAAGCUCACAGAUGCUACUUUUGGCACAUGGGGAAGUCCUGAACGGUUUAGCGUAUCCAUGAAUAAGCUAUGUUCUCACAAAAGUGGUGCCCUUUCUCUGCUUCUGUGAUGAUACGGAGAGCUGUAGAGAGAUACCCAUGUUGGAGGUUAGAACAGUUGACCUCUAAGAACAGGUACACUCAGUUUGUUUCCUAAGAAAGGAGUUCUUCUUCUUCUUCUUUUUAAUCUAAAUUAAGUUAGCCCCUUUAAUGGUAAUAGAGGAGAAAAUUAUGCUCAGGCCAUUUCUUUUUUCUGCCUUUAAUGGAUUUGCUUACUCAAAAGCUUAAUCAAUAAAAGUUAUAAGACUCUAAAA